AUGGCAGAGCACGUAAUUAAGUUAUCAACCGAAGCGCCCGAUGUGAGCGACUCCGAAGUAAGUUCCCUCUGCGGCAGUGAGCUGGAGCUGGAGAUGGCCUGGGGUGAAGGUCCCAUCGCACCGCUGCGCACCGAGGCUGCUGCUGACGACGGCGCCACCAAGAAGAACCUCAUCGCGGGUGUGGAGCGCUCCGGCAGCAACGGAAACGGCUCCAGCCGCGCGCGCACGCCGCAGAAGCGUGGCAGUGAGUCGCCACUAGCACGUAGUAAGCGGCUAAUCAACAUCCACCCCAUCCGUUCGGCGGGGUACCUGUCUAAGCCCAACGAGCUGCCGUUGGGCGUACGCAAGCAGCAGCGCUGGUUCAACGAUCACCACUUUGGUAACCGAGCAGCAUCUACGCGGUUGGAAGACUUGAUGGAGCACAUGGACAUCAACGUCGAGUGGAGAUCGAAUUUCCAAAAGCUGGCUGAGCCUCAGAAUGAAGACCUGCAGACCGAGUUCCGCAAGGGAGGAGGUGCACAUGAGAACAAUCGGUCCCAUGCUCCACGCAAUCGCCGCAAAGAUGGAUGGAAUGAUGCUGAGCAAAUGUUCACUCGGGUUGAUCGCCGUGCACGGACAUUGAUGCUGCGGUCUUUCAGCUCCUUCGCGCCGUUUAUUGAAGCAGUGGAAUAUGUUGUCUUGCACUUCAUCCAGUGGCGAGAAGUUCCUUCAGAGCUGGAAAUCGCAACACCGCUGUUCCGCAUGUUAAAACACCCGAUUGAGCUGAUGAAGGCAAACGAGAAGGACGUGCGGUUGAUACUGCCACUGCUGGACUCAGCCUUCCAUCGACUGAUCAUUCACAGCGUCUGUCAGUUUUAUGGCGUGCGAUCACGAACCGAAGCGAACCGCCGCUUGAACACGAAAAUCAUGGUCCUGAAGAGCCCCAAGAAGAAAAUUUUGGCCGAUGACGUGGCCCAGAUUUCGCUGUGCGAGUUCAUUCGCGAGACGCGCAUUGCCCGACGCCAAGUCGUCGCUGUGUCACCCGAGAAGGUCGUCGGCAACAGUCAGGCGUUGGAGCUGUCCAAAACCAGCGAGUCUAGCGAGGGCUUUCUGCUGGUAGAGGCUCCGCAGGUCUAA
Phytophthora nicotianae INRA-310 is the source of this 1116-nucleotide messenger RNA. RefSeq lists its product as hypothetical. Gene Ontology annotation, molecular function: nucleic acid binding. NCBI's taxonomy places the organism in Eukaryota, Oomycota, Peronosporomycetes, Peronosporales, Peronosporaceae. The coding region runs from base 1 to 1116 and encodes 371 amino acids. The record is from RefSeq and is a predicted model, not a curated record. The transcript has 6 exons.